Messenger RNA from Lodderomyces elongisporus, 870 nucleotides. RefSeq lists its product as uncharacterized. The record is from RefSeq and is a predicted model, not a curated record. Gene Ontology annotation, molecular function: FMN binding. The transcript has a single exon. NCBI's taxonomy places the organism in Eukaryota, Fungi, Ascomycota, Pichiomycetes, Serinales, Debaryomycetaceae. Bases 1 to 870 code for a protein of 289 amino acids.
AUGACUCAAACAGAAGAGCCAAAAAGAUUUGGGCUUGAGAGCCAAGUCAAAAGGAAUCCACAUGCUGAUUUCGGCAAAGUUGAAAGUUCUAGACCUAAAUUCGAUUCUAGUAUAGAAUGGGCGUAUACUCAGAUUCCAGAAAAGGACUGGGUUGCUGGUUCUGGCGCAAAUGAUAAUGAGUGGAAAAGCCAUAAGAAGAUUGAGAUUGACCCAUUUGGAGAAGGUAGAAACCCAGUAGAUAAUUACAAGACAUUGAUCAGUGCUGUGGUUCCUAGACCUAUUGGUUUUGUUUCGACGAUUUCUUCGGAUGGAGUACGUAAUUUGGCACCUUUUUCUUACUUCACUUUGGUGAACCAUGACCCACCUAUAUUCACCAUUGGCUUUUCUGGAGGCAGGGGCAACCCAAAGGAUACAUGCAAGAACAUAUUGGACACUGAGGAGUGCACAAUCAAUAUUAUUAGCGAAUGGUUUGUUGAAGCGGCAAACUACUGUGCCAUCAACAGUCCCAUCGAUGUUGACGAAUGGAAAUUAUCUGGUUUAACACCCUUGGAGUCUACCAAAGUCAAGCCACAGCAUGUGGCAGAAUCUGCAUUUUCAGUCGAAGGUAAAUUAAUAGCGUCGCAUGAAUGGAAGUCAAAGAGCGAUCCCACAAGAGCAACAGGUACUCUCUGCAUUAUUGAAGGUGUCAAUUUCCAUGUUAGAGAAGACGUCAUAAACAAGGAGUUGAAUAAUAUCGACAUAUCAAAGUUGAAGCCCGUUAGCAGAUUGGGCGGGAUCACGUAUGCUAGAACGGUCCAUGGUUAUGAGAAACCCAGACCCGACUUUGAUAAGGAAGUUGCAAAAGAUGAGGUGAAACAAUUGUUGGAGUAA